Messenger RNA from Ostrea edulis (European flat oyster), 4015 nucleotides. Its product is annotated as annexin A6. The transcript is spliced from 38 exons. The coding region runs from base 99 to 3800 and encodes 1233 amino acids. Gene Ontology annotation, cellular component: cytoplasm. The record is from RefSeq and is a predicted model, not a curated record. Gene Ontology annotation, molecular function: calcium ion binding; calcium-dependent phospholipid binding. NCBI's taxonomy places the organism in Eukaryota, Metazoa, Mollusca, Bivalvia, Ostreida, Ostreidae.
AUCGGGAUCGAUUUAAGAGGUCGAUAUAGCAGCUUCCUGAGUGGGAUUUUGACAGAGGAAUAUAAGGAAGAGAUCACCAUCUCGAUAUAAUUAGAAUCAUGAGCUACCCCUAUGGAGGAGGCGGGUAUGGAUAUCCAGGAGGACAGCCGGGAUAUCCCCAACAACCAGGAGGAUUUCCCCAGCAAACACCAGGCUAUCCCCAGGGGAGUAUGUCUAUGCCCACACCUGAGUCUGCUAAUGCUGCAGCUUAUGGGUCAUCCGCGGGAGGAUAUCCUGCCAAUCCUGGUGCUCCGGGACAAAUAGGAUUUGGGAGUUCACCAGGAUUCGGAGCUCCACAGCCUGGGUUUGGUGGUGCCCCACAACCUGGUGGAUACCCUCAGCAGCCAGCUGGAUACCCCCAGCAGCCAGGGGGAUAUCCCCAACAGCCAGCCUUUGGUGGUGCCCAGGCACCACCAGCUCAGCAAUCCUAUGGUGGUCCUCCUCCUCCCACCCAGCAGACCAUGUAUGGUGGUGCAGGAUUUGGUGCCCCCCAGCAGCCACCUGCUGGUGGUGCCCCAGGAUAUCCACAACAGGGAGGAUUUGGAGCUCCACAGCCCGGAUAUGGGGCACCACAGGCUCAACCACAAAGCUUCUCCAGCACACCGUCGUAUGGUGGAAAUCCUGGAAUGGGGCAACCCCAGGGCCAAGGUUAUGGUGCUCCCUCACAGCCCCAGGGCCAAGGUUACGGUGCUCCCACACAGCCCUCUGGACAAAGUUACGGCAAUCCUUCGGCACCAAGCUUCGGACAGGGACAGCCCUCUCAAGGCCCCAGUGCUGCUAAUGCCUAUAAAGCCAGAGAGGAACCCACCCUCAGACCAGCCAAGAACUUCAAUGCUGAAAAUGAUGCUAACAUUCUGAGAAAAGCCAUGAAAGGGUUUGGUACUGAUGAAAAAGCCAUUAUUGAUGUUCUGGCUUAUCGUUCAAAUUCUCAGAGACUGCAGAUCAAAACCUUAUUCAAAACCAUGUUCGGAAAGGAUCUAGUGAAAGACCUAAGAAGUGAACUAGGAGGAAAAUUUGAAGAUGUUGUUUUGGGUCUGAUGAUGUCUGAACCUGAAUAUGAUGCUUAUGAACUCAAACGAGCUAUGAAGGGUCUUGGUACAGAUGAAGAUGCAAUGAUAGAAAUUCUGUGUAGUCGUACCAAUCAACAGAUCAAGACAAUUAAUGAAACCUACAAGAAAAUGUAUGGUAGGACACUGGAACAGGACAUCAUUAGUGACACUUCCGGACACUUCAAACGACUGAUGGUAUCAUUAGCUAACGGAGGACGGAUGGAGAAUCAGACAGUGGACAUGAAGAAAGCUCAAGAUGACGCACAGAGACUUUAUUCUGCUGGAGAAAAGAAGUUAGGAACAGAUGAGUCCACAUUUAAUGCACUGUUGGCCUCUCAAAGCUAUGAACAACUGAGGGCAGUGUUUGAUGCUUACCACAAGAUUUCUGGGAAAGACAUGGAACAAGUCAUAAAGAGCGAAAUGUCAGGGAAUCUGGAAAUAGGAAUGGUUGCUAUUGUUCGAAUUGUACGAAACAGACCUGGAUACUUUGCUAGGAAACUUUAUCAUUCAAUGAAGGGUAUGGGGACAGACGAUAGAACUCUGAUCAGGAUCAUCGUAACCAGGGCAGAGGUAGACAUGGUCCAAAUCAAGCAGGAGUUCCAGAAACAGUUUGGAAAAAGUCUAGAUGGCUUCAUAAGGGAUGACACGUCCGGGGACUACAGGAAGGUGCUCCUGGCACUUGUUUCACAAGGAGGAGAAAAGAUAAAAACUGUGAUUGGUGGAAAUUGUACUACUUCAUUUCGUCACACUCAGUACUCGCGAUCAGAGGCAUUAACAUCCAAGAAAAUGGAGGGUACAGUGAAACCAGCAGCAGGGUUUAACGCGGAAGAUGACGCGAAUAUUCUCAGGAAGGCCAUGAAGGGCCUAGGGACUGAUGAGAAGACCAUUAUUGAUGUGUUAACUUCUCGCUCAAACGCUCAGAGACAAGAAGUAAAAGCCUUGUUCAAGACGAUGUUUGGCAAGGACCUUGUCAAGGAGCUGAAGAGCGAAUUGAGCGGGAAAUUUGAAGACGUCAUUGUGGGGCUGAUGAUGACGCCGGUGGAGUUUGAUGCAUCAGAACUCAAAAGGGCCAUGAAGGGUGCUGGUACAGACGAAGAUGCCAUGAUUGAAAUCCUGGCUAGCAGAUCCAAUGCACAGAUCAAAGCCAUCUCGGAAACCUACAAAAAAUUGUUCAAGAACAUCUUGGAGAAGGACAUUGAGAGCGAUACUUCCGGUCAUUUCAAAAGAUUAAUGGUUGCCCUGGCCAGUGCCGGACGAAUGGAAGAUCAAGUUCUUGACACCAACAAAGCAGAAAUAGACGCAAAGAGACUGUUCGAGGCCGGGGAGAAGAAGUUAGGAACAGACGAGUCCGUGUUUAACUCCUUGUUGGCCUCCCAAAGUUUCCAUCAGCUCAGGAUUCUGUUCGACAAAUACAAGAUUGUGAGUGGGAAGGAUAUCGAACAGAGCAUCAAGAGUGAGUUGUCGGGGAAUCUGGAGACCGGGAUGCUCGCCAUAGUCCAUGUCAUCAGAAAUACUCCUGGAUACUUUGCUGAGAGAUUAUAUCGUUCUAUGAAAGGUGCUGGAACGGACGAUAGGACGUUGAUAAGAGUCGUGAUCACGAGGUCAGAAGUCGACAUGGUACAAGUUAAACAGGAAUUUCAAAGGCAGUAUAAAAAGACUUUAGAAGAAUUCAUUAGGGAUGAUACUUCUGGGGACUACAGAAAGGUGUUGAUAGAGCUAGUCAAAAGAACAAACAGCAGACGACAGAGAAUAAACGACAGAAGGCAGACAGUGGAGUGGCAAGAUAUGGCGAGUGGAGUCUUCAGCGCUGAGAAUGAUGCUAAUGUCCUUAGAAAGGCUAUGAAAGGACUCGGAACGGACGAAAAGGCUAUUGUCAGCGUCCUAGGACAUCGCACUAAUGCACAAAGACAGGACAUCAUAAAGAUAUACAAAUCCAUGUUCGGCAGGAAUCUAAAGAAGGAUUUGAAGAGUGAAUUGGGAGGAAGCUUUGAGAAGGUCAUUUUGGCGCUCCUGAUGACACCGGCGAAAUAUGACGCCAGGGAACUUAAAAGAGCCAUGGAAGGUACAGGAACAGAUGAAGAUACGCUGAUAGAGAUUAUGUGCAGUCGCUCUAAUCACGAACUUCGUGCACUAAGCAAGGCGUAUGAAGAAAAAUACAAGAAAACUUUAGAAAAAGACAUUAAAGGUGACACAUCUGGAGAUUUUAGAAGACUACUCGUAUCUUUGUCGACAUGUGGUCGCCAGGAAGAUGCGCCUGUGGACAUGCAAAAAGCGCAGAUAGAUGCAAAGAGAUUGUUCGACGCUGGAGAGAAAAUGUGGGGUACAGACGAAGCCGUUUUUAACUCCAUCUUAGUGUCACAGAGCUAUCCUCAACUUCGGGCGGUGUUCGAGCAGUACAAUGUAAUAGCGGGUAAAGAUAUCGAGGACUCCAUCAAGAGUGAGAUGUCUGGAGACCUCAAAGCAGGAAUGCUGGCUAUAGUAAGAAUUGUCAGAAACAGAUCUGCAUUUUUUGCCACCAAACUUUAUCAGUCUAUGAAGGGUGCUGGAACCGAUGACGAAGAUCUAAUUAGGUUAAUCGUGUCAAGGUCAGAGGCUGAUAUGAGUGGAAUCAAGAGAGAGUUCGAAAAACUCUACAGCAAGACCCUGGAGGAGUUCAUAAAGGGCGACACGUCUGGGGAUUAUAAGAAUAUUCUAUUGGCGCUGAUCUCAUGAGUGGAAGUGUGAACGUCCCUCUAAAACAUGUGAAAUAUGAUGAAUCAAUGGACUAAUUUCAUCCGAAUACAAUAAAAAAAAAAAAUUCUUGUCUAUAUACAUACUUCAAUACCUCAUAUACAGACAGAUAGACAGUAGAUAUUAGAUAGAUAAUUUUUCGGAAUGAUCGGCAAAAGUAUAGGUAAAAGACGUUUAUUAAAACUUUACUAAACGCC